Messenger RNA from Saccharomyces kudriavzevii IFO 1802, 1422 nucleotides. RefSeq names its product ubiquitin-specific protease UBP8 (gene UBP8). The record is from RefSeq and is a predicted model, not a curated record. Gene Ontology annotation, molecular function: zinc ion binding; cysteine-type deubiquitinase activity. NCBI's taxonomy places the organism in Eukaryota, Fungi, Ascomycota, Saccharomycetes, Saccharomycetales, Saccharomycetaceae. The transcript has a single exon. Gene Ontology annotation, biological process: protein deubiquitination. The coding region runs from base 1 to 1422 and encodes 473 amino acids.
AUGAGCACUUGUCCGCAUAUACAGCAAGUAUUUCAGAAUGAAAAGUCCAAAGAUGGAGUUUUAAAAACUUGUAAUGCUGCUAGAUACAUCUUAAAUCAUUCCAUACCUAAGGAAAAAUUCUUAAAUACCAUGAAGUGUGGUACAUGCCAUGAAAUAAACUCCGGUGCAACAUUUAUGUGUCUUCAAUGUGGAUUUUGUGGGUGUUGGAACCAUUCUCAUUUCCUCUCUCAUAGUAAACAGGUUGGUCACAUAUUUGGUAUAAACUCAAGCAACGGUCUUUUAUUUUGCUUCAAAUGUGAAGACUAUCUAGGCAACAUCAAUCUAAUCAAUGAUGCUAUUCUAGCUAAGUAUUGGGAUGACGUUUCCACAAAGACCAUGGUACCUGCCAUGGAAAGAAGAGAUGGACUUUCUGGCCUGAUCAAUAUGGGGUCCACUUGCUUCAUGAGUAGUAUCCUUCAGUGCCUGAUUCAUAAUCCGUACUUUAUUAGGCACUCAAUGAGACAAAUCCAUUCCAAUAAAUGUAAAGUACGUUCUCCUGAUAAAUGCUUUUCAUGUGCCCUCGAUAAGAUUGUUCACGAGCUUUAUGGAGUCCUGAAUACAGAUCAGCCCUCAUCGUCAUCUUCUGCGACGAAUCGACAAGGUGGCUUUAUACAUCUUUUAACGUGUGCUUGGAAAAUCAACCAGAGCUUAGCUGGUUAUUCGCAACAAGACGCUCAUGAAUUUUGGCAAUUUUUAAUCAACGAAAUCCACCAAAGCUAUGUCCUCAGUUUACCCAAUCCCAAGGAAGUUGACAGGGCAAACAAUAAGCGAUGUGACUGUAUAGUACAUACUGUGUUUGAAGGUUCGUUGGAAAGCUCCAUCGUGUGCCCUGGCUGCCAAAACAAUUCAAAGACAACCAUUGAUCCCUUCAUGGAUCUUUCGCUGGAUAUCAAGGAUAAGCAAAAACUUUAUGAAUGUCUCGACAGUUUUCAUAAGAAGGAACUUCUAAAGGAUUUCAACUAUCAUUGUGGAGAGUGUAACAGCACACAAGACGCAAUAAAGCAGCUGGGUAUACACAGGCUUCCAUCGGUUUUAGUUUUGCAAUUGAAGAGAUUCGAGCACUUACUCAAUGGAACCAAUAGGAAAUUGGAUGAUUUUAUUGAAUUUCCAACGUAUUUAAAUAUGAAAAGCUAUUGUUCAACUGCAGAAAGUGAAAGUGAAAACCAUAUUGGAAAUGGUAAAGUACCAGACAUUAUCUAUGAAUUAAUCGGUAUUGUUUCUCACAAGGGAACGGUUAAUGAGGGACAUUACAUUGCAUUCUGUAAAAUCUCUGGUGGACAAUGGUUCAAGUUCAAUGAUUCCAUGGUCUCCUCGAUUUCUCAAGAAGAAGUCCUAAAGGAACAAGCAUAUUUAUUAUUCUACACUAUUCGUCAAGUGAAUUAA